Pestalotiopsis fici W106-1 is the source of this 492-nucleotide messenger RNA. RefSeq lists its product as uncharacterized. Gene Ontology annotation, cellular component: intracellular membrane-bounded organelle. The transcript has a single exon. Gene Ontology annotation, biological process: vacuolar protein processing. The coding region runs from base 1 to 492 and encodes 163 amino acids. The record is from RefSeq and is a predicted model, not a curated record. Lineage: Eukaryota; Fungi; Ascomycota; Sordariomycetes; Amphisphaeriales; Sporocadaceae.
AUGGCUCAGAAGGCAAGAAAAGAUAGGGCCAAGUCCAACGCAGAGGCUCUCAAAAACCUCCACCUUGGAACUCUGAUUGUCAACACAUUAUUUGUGCUCUCCAACAUCCUGUUCCGGCGUCGGUCUCUGCUCUACUAUGUCAUCCUCUCUAUCCCGGCUUUCAUCUGCGAAUACAUUCUCGAGUCUACUGGCCGUCCAAAGUAUGAUCCCACCACCAAGGCUCUCAAAACGGCUGGGGAGGACUUGAACGCACCUGGCCUGACGGAAUACAUGUGGGAUACCAUUUGGGUCACGUGGGCCAGCGUCAUCACGGUCGUUCUCUUUGGAAAUGGGGGUUGGCUUCUAUGGUUGGCUGUCCCAGUCUUUGCAGUCAUCAAGGGCUGGGGAUUCUUGAGUGCUGCCCGAAAUAUGGCCGGUGGCAUGCAGCCGCCUCCCGAGGGUGCCGCUAUGCCACAGGGUGCUGGCAAUCGCAAGCAACGGCGAGCUGCGUAA